Molecule: messenger RNA, 1187 nt
Organism: Klebsormidium nitens
Lineage: Eukaryota; Viridiplantae; Streptophyta; Klebsormidiophyceae; Klebsormidiales; Klebsormidiaceae
Source: the annotation of a GenBank genome assembly
CACAGCACCGGGACCAGCGGCGGUACGACCACGUGCGCAAGACUGGGUACCGGCCCAAGGAGCGGAAGUUUGAAGUGGGCGACUUGGCCUACCUGCGGCGGCAGCCGGCGGACAAGACGGACGUGUCCGUCACGCGCGGGGCCUACCGGGUGCACCAGGUCGGCUCCAACGGGCGCAUGGUGUUGCAAGGGGCGGACGGGACGCUGUUCAAGGAGCACAUCGAGAACUGCGCCCCCUGCCACAACCCCAACAUCGACAUCACCAUCGACCCAACCCUUACGACGGUGACGGCGGGACACGCCUGCCAAAUCUGCAAGAGCCCCGGCCGGCAGGCAACGAUGCUGCUGUGCGACUACUGCCUGGAGGGCUACCACAUGAGCUGCCUGGAGCCGGCAGUCAAGGAGGUGCCCAAGGGAUCCAACGGACUGACGGAGCGGUUGGUGCGCACCAUCAAAGAUGGCGUGACGCGCUACGGGACGGAGGCGGACCGGCGGACCUGGGACGAGUGGCUGCCGUACCUGGCGAUGGGGUACCGGAUGAGCCCGCAGGCAGCCCUGGGGGGCUACUCCCCCUACUUCCUGCUGCACGGCCGUCACCCCAUGCUGACAGGGGAGGCGGUCAAGUGGCAGUUGGUCGGAACUCCGAUCGAUUUCGACACACCGGAGCAGUGUGUGGAGGCCUGCCAACAGCGAGCGGUGGUGCUGCAGAGGGAGAUGCCCCUGGCACUGGGAAACCUGCUCGUGGCACAGCACCGGGACCAGCGGCGGUACGACCACGUGCGCAAGACUGGGUACCGGCCCAAGGAGCGGAAGUUUGAAGUGGGUGACUUGGCCUACCUGCGGCGGCAGCCGGCGGACAAAACGGACGUGUCCGUCACGCGCGGGGCCUACCGGGUGCACCAGGUCGGCUCCAACGGGCGCAUGGUGUUGCAAGGGGCGGACGGGACGCUGUUCAAGGAGCACAUCGAGAACUGCGCCCCCUGCCACAACCCCAACAUCGACAUCACCAUCGACCCAACCCUUACGACGGUGACGGCGGGACACGCCUGCCAAAUCUGCAAGAGCCCCGGCCGGCAGGCAACGAUGCUGCUGUGCGACUACUGCCUGGAGGGCUACCACAUGAGCUGCCUGGAGCCGGCAGUCAAGGAGGUGCCCAAGGGAGUGUGGCUCUGCCCCAGUUGCACCUAG